This is a messenger RNA of Physeter macrocephalus (sperm whale), 1001 nucleotides long. RefSeq names its product G-patch domain containing 11 (gene GPATCH11). The transcript is spliced from 9 exons. Gene Ontology annotation, molecular function: nucleic acid binding. The coding region runs from base 175 to 969 and encodes 264 amino acids. Gene Ontology annotation, cellular component: kinetochore. Lineage: Eukaryota; Metazoa; Chordata; Mammalia; Artiodactyla; Physeteridae. The record is from RefSeq and is a predicted model, not a curated record.
ACUUAACCACGUCCGCCUGGCCCCGCCUGCCUCCGGUUUCCAAUUGACACUGGCCGCGGGAACUCAGAUGGGAGCGAAGGCCAAGAGGUCCCGCGUAGGUUGGUGAGCGUCUGCGCAGCGCUAGCUUUCGCGAGCUGGCCUGGGGAGAGUAGAGCUGCCAGAUGGUUUUGCCAUAUGAAGCUGAACAUGGCAGAAGAAGAGGACUAUAUGUCUGAUUCCUUCAUUAAUGUCCAAGAAGAUAUCAGACCAGGCUUGCCAAUGCUGAGGCAAAUCCGAGAAGCCCGUCGAAAAGAAGAAAAGCAACAGGAAGCUAAUUUGAAAAAUAAGCAGAAGAGUUUAAAAGAAGAAGAACAAGAGAGACGUGACAUUGGAUUGAAGAUUGCACUAGGCUGUGAAAACAAAGGGUUUGCUUUGCUCCAGAAGAUGGGAUAUAAAAGUGGUCAGGCCCUCGGCAAAAGUGGAGACGGUAUUGUUGAACCAAUUCCUCUCAAUGUCAAAACAGGAAAAAGUGGCAUUGGUCAUGAGGCAUUACUAAAACGGAAAGCGGAGGAAAAGUUGGAAAGCUACAGAAGAAAGAUUCACAUGAAAAAACAAGUUGAAGAAAGAGCUGCAGAACAGUUUCGAAUGCGACUUAAAAAUAAGCAAGAUGAAAUGAAGCUAGAAGGAGAUCUUAGAAGAAGCCAGAGAGCCUGUCAACAAUUGGAUACUCAGAAGAAUAUUCAGGUUCCCAGGGAGGCAUGGUACUGGUUGAGGCUUGAAGAGGAAACUGAAGAAGAGGAAGAGGAAGAAAAAGAACAAGAUGAAGAUGAAUAUAAGAGUGAAGAUUUAAGUGUACUGGAAAAAUUACAAAUAUUGACUAGUUAUUUAAGAGAAGAACAUCUGUAUUGUAUUUGGUGUGGAACAGCCUAUGAAGAUAAAGAAGACCUGUCUUCAAAUUGCCCAGGACCAACUUCUGCAGAUCAUGACUAAGAUUAUUCUCAAUAAAGUAGAAGCUUGGCAAA